This is a messenger RNA of Trichoderma harzianum CBS 226.95, 3884 nucleotides long. RefSeq lists its product as hypothetical. The record is from RefSeq and is a predicted model, not a curated record. Bases 1 to 3657 code for a protein of 1218 amino acids. Gene Ontology annotation, molecular function: protein binding. NCBI's taxonomy places the organism in Eukaryota, Fungi, Ascomycota, Sordariomycetes, Hypocreales, Hypocreaceae. The transcript is spliced from 9 exons.
AUGCAAAUCCGCAGUCCAAAGCAUCUGACCAACGAUAUCGACAUCAUCGAUACAACCGCCUCGAUUGCUCACUCCGAGAAUCAAAUAAAUGGAGCUCUAGUUUCUAUCGACUUAAACUGCCCUACAGACUUUAUUUUCGGUCGCAAAAAUCUGGUUGCCAAGUUCAGCCUCUCUUUUACGAUACAGAUUCAAGACGGGUUUCAUAAACCCAUUGCGAUACAACACGCAGAAGUGGGUUACUACACAGUCGACAACGACAUUAAGAAACUGCUGAACGGUUCAAACCGCCAUGACCCCAAAAUAAAGCCGGAUGCUUUCAAAGAUGGAAAGGCUGAUAUCGAAAUACCUCAGCCAAACAAUUAUAAAAGCAAUGAUUCAAUCAAUAUUAGAAUCGUGGUGCUUCUCAACGCUUAUCCGUCAAACUUGGAAGUGUUUGCGUCCAUGGCCAGUUUGUCUACCACGGAUGGGAAAAGCCGACCCAGUCGUGCCUUUAAUAGUGUUACCCUCCCUGAUAUAACGCCAUCUCCGAAUGAAGCAAGACUUCAACGGCUUCUAUGUUGGACCGCAGCACUUGGCCAUGAAAACAUGUUUGCCGCAUAUCUUGACCAAGACCCAUCCAUUCUUUAUGUGGAAGAUGAAUUCGGGAUGACACCGUUCUCAUGUGCAGCCUUCGCCGGCCAGACUUCUGUAAUCCGACGGGCACUACAUCAAGGUGGUAGCGCUAAGGCUAGAGAAAAGACUACUCAGGGGCCUUCACCUCUCGAAGCUGCUGCACUUAAAGACGAUACACGAGUGUUUGUUUCUUUCCUUAUACUGCUCAAAUAUUUUGGGACAUUAAAGGAUGAGAUACUUGAAUUCGGCAAGAUUCCUUCACUAGAAAACAUGCCCUCUCUCGAAAAAAAAGACAUCGAAGACGAGAUCAGCAUAGCGGUACGCAAAGACCAAACAGCAAUUAUCGAAAAAUUGGUCCAAAUGCGGCUCGAAAAAGAGACUGAGAGGGAAGAAUGGCUAGCACGCCAGAUGGUGCAAGCAGCAGGCACAGGAGCCCUCAGUCUUGUUCAGGUUUUAAAAUCGCGCGGUGCGAAAGUUCACACAGAAGUCGAAGUGGUGGUUGACGGGGAAGUUAAUCAUAAGACGACGCCGCUUAUGAGCGCAAUAGAAGCGAACAGAACCAAGGUUGCGGAGUUCCUUAUUACUCAUGGUGCUGGGGACGAGGACGCCUUACGACUUGCGGUCGCAAAACACAGGCACAGUAUUAUUCGAGCACUAUUACAAGCCGGAGUCCUGGCCAGGGUAGACUUCAAAAAGGAGCUGCUCACCACCGCGACCAGAGAGAAAGACUCAACAACUGUCAGGCUUCUCGAAUUCGAGAAGGGUACCGGAAAGUUGGCAUCCUCGACAGACCUGAAUCCAAACGUUGAUAAGCACUUUGAAGCAACAGUAGUCACUUUCCACGAAGAGAAAACCCCAGAAUUUGAAGAGCUAAGUGUAACUGAUUUAAUGAGGAAACCAGACGGUUUUUUUUCGCUAAAUAGGAAAGCUCAUAAUUUUAAAUGGUUUCACUUGCCAGCGAACAAUAUGAAAUGGGCUGAGGUGAGCUUUAUUUGCAAAAUCUAUCACGAAGACCCUUCGUUGGCUUAUAAGGUCCUGGAACCAAAUCGAUGGGUCAAGAGACAACAUGAAGGAGCAAGAGGCUCUCCACACGCUCGCUUCAUGAUGCCAGCAUGCCACGACUUUUCAGAGGCAUUCAAAGAUAAAGAGAGAUUUGGAAAUCUUAAAAAAGAUAGACAUGUGGUUCUCUACAUGCCUUAUCUUCAUUGGGAUGAAGAAGAAGCAAUGCAAAACAGAUCAAAUUUCCUAGCAGAAGGGGUUUCUGGUAGAGAUACCUUCCCUCGCCGUGAGCGGAAUGAGCCCUCCGAGAAUCUUGAAAAAUCGGAAAAGGAUGAGAUGCUAUUAAGAACAUACCUGCUGUCUGAAAGUAAUCACGAUCUCAACUUUCGUCACGUUCUCCAUAUUCGAAGGACUUUGGACGAAUAUCUAUAUCACAAUUUGACAGACACGAUAAUUCGAGAUGCCGAUCAAACCGUUCACCGAUAUCAGAAGAAGUUAAAUAAAAAAACGCAACCGGAGGUGGAAGAUCCGUUGACAGUCAUUAUGGUGGAUCAACUUUGGCUUUGGAUUCUCGUUGAUCAAUCGGGGAAAGCCAAGGCGAUCGUCACAUGCUUCCCAUCUAGAGAUUGGUCCGACGUUGAAUUGAAGGCUUCGCUGUUCACUCAGAAGAGGUCGAUAUUAGAUCAAGGGCGCACCACCGACGUCUUACAGAGUACGAGAUCCUACAUCCAACAGAGGCCCGAUGCCGUGAAAACACCAUACGACCUUGCAGGGGUUAUUGCUACCAGGUGCUCAAGAGCACUUCUUGAUCACUCCACGGAUAUGCUAAACUUUGCAGAGGUUUAUGAAAACUCCAUUAGUGAUAUUAUGAACGAAGAGACCUUGCUCUUCAACACAUUCAAUAGUUUGAUGCAGACUCGCACCAAGAUUUUGGAUAAAUUUGAAGGGAUGACGAAGCUUGAAAACAUAUCGGAAAAAGAUGAUCCUUAUCAAAGUUCAGCAGACCUGAUCGUGGACAACAUUCAGUGGCUCCUACGACAGGAGAAGGUUCCUCAAGAUUCCGUGGGACUUUGCCACAAAUAUCGCGAGCACUCUCUGGAAUCGGAUGUUCCGAGUAUCGAGGACAUUAAUAAUCUAGAGAUAUACGGCGAGAACAGACGGGAUGAGUACCUCAGAAAGCUGCUCGAGAGGUUUGGUCGAUUUUAUGCUCUUGACAUAAAUAGAGAGAUUACCCUUCUCAGCCAGAUUAAGGAUAUUCAGAACGAGCUGGAAACGAUGCAAAUGGUAUUUACAGAGCAGAACGAAGUUCUCAAAGCAAUGGAUCGGAUCAUUCGCACCAUGGAACAACGGGAUUCCGACACAAACGACAAUAUGAAACCCGCGAAGUUGCACUAUCGAAGGGGUCCUAGAAGCAGGAAGAUGCAAGAAUACGACUCUGAAGAGAUUCAGGACAGAUUUAGAGACUACGACUACCCCUCCAGCAUCGAUAUUUUGCCUGUGGUAACACGGAGUAGUAUUUGGGGCUUGGGCCAUCAGGAACAAAGCCUUCCACUUCGUACCGUUCGUCGGCAUUCUAACCAAAUUCAAGAAAUGCUUAAGCGCGCUAAAAACACCAAUAAAGCGCUGAGUAGCCUCGUUGAUAUGAAACAGAAACAAAGCAACGUCAUUGCCACCCGCGAUACCCCUAUUCAGGGUGAACAAUUACAUUUAAUGACUGUAAUGACGCAGGAGGGUGGGAAUCAGAGCAAAGCCCUGAUGGUGUUUACAAUUGUUACCAUUAUUUUUCAACCUCUAUCUUUCAUCGCUGCCUUCUUCGCUAUCCCUACUAAAGAGUUCGGUAGCGACAAUUUGACAUUAAGCUUUGUGUCAAAAAUUACAUUCCCAGUAUCUACCGCAAUCUCAGUUCUGAUCAUCAUUAUUGGAUUUCCCGCGUCCUAUGCGCCCUAUUGGCGAUUAGACGAGGCCAUCCAUCGACUUCUCGCCAAGUUCCGCAGAAGUAGCAAAUUCGACAGCGAUUCUAACCAAAAUGAUGGUGGGCUAGUGUAACAAGACCUUUCAUACUGAUGACCAUUUAAAGUUCAUAUUGCUAAUAUUGCUUUUCUCUGGUCUAUACUGAUGGCGACUCUGAGGAGGAACAAAAUCCUAUAUAUGUUGUCCAUCUCAUCUGGCCCAAGUUACAUGCUUCCUGUAAUUGCCAAUCACCAUAUGGUUUCACAGAAUGUUUAAUAUCGGAUGGUUUCAUUUUAAUCUAGUUAGCCAACAUGUCUCUUUCU